AUGGGAUAUGCCGCUACGACUACGAGCGAUCUUAACCGGGAUCAGCCAGAUCAAACAUUCUCCAAAUUUCCACAUUUAUCGUGGGGAGCUUCCCCAACCUUGCCAUUACGAUUUGACCUCUUUACAUCGCUUCAAUGUCCGCAAUUUCCCUUCAAGCGCGUCAGCUUUGGUCCUGUUGAGGUACUGCUGAUGAAAGAGUCGCUCGAAUUCGCCAUGGCCAGCUUGGCCAAAUCACAACAGGGCCAUUCAAGGGUCGAGGAGAAGCGCAUGACACGCGACGGCCCCCAGCCACGAAGAGCAUUCAUCUCUGCGUCCCAACAACGACGGUCUUCCGGGUAUCCAGCAUCAUGGACAUCUAGAUGGAAACACCGCCAGCAACCUCCAUCAAUCCGAUAUCAGACUGAACCGCAGGACAGCUCACCUGGGCCGCCGGUCCUUAUUCGAAGAGAAUCCUCCCAAACACUGCUGGAUUCGGAUGAGGAGCCGGAGCUCGUCCUUCCGAAAUCCAUCCAAGUCGGCCCAGAAGUAUUAUCGGUGAACCGCUUCUACACCAACUAUGCCGCGCAAGCGAGUAUCAUGAUUUUCAGUCGGCUCCCCGAGUACUACGAUGUCGAUCUCUCUGAUGCCAGUCACGCACGACACGCCACACACGCUGUGGCUUUAGCGAGUGCCUCUCGAUCACUCCGUCAGUCAGGGCUCAUGGUCGAAGCUCGUCGACAUUACGGCAAAGCCAUUUCGACUCUGAACCAAGCCCUUCAAGACCCAGUUGCUGUGCGAGACGAUGCCAACCUGGUCACGUUGUUUUUAUUUGGCAUGUUCGAGCAGGUCAUCAAUGGCAAGCGAGGCACAAGCACAAUUGACUUGCAAGAGAACGUAUUUCCCCACGGGGCAGGAGGCUUGCAGUUAUUCAAGUUCCGGGCAGAACAUGGCCUGACAAACGAAGUCGAUAAAGCCUGCUUCACCUUCUUCUGUCAUGCGGCGUUAAUGGAGAUGUUCAUACAACGAGACCACUUGACGCCUCUAUGGUCAAUGCUGGAAGAAGUGGAAACUCCGUGGGGCAAAGGCCCGGUUCUCGAGCCGCUUGUUCGACAGGUAGUCGAUUUCAAGAGAGCCUUUGACUUCAAGGUGCAAGUCCAAGGUAACUUGACCAAGUUAACCGAAAGCCCCCCGGAGGAUUUGCUAGACCUCAUCCGGAACGGGAUCGAUUUAAGCAGCGACCUUGAGGCAGCCGUCGCAUUCCUCGGUUUCUCUGGUGCUUCAACAUGCUCCGGACAGCAGCAAAAAGUCUUCAACGGUCUAUUCUCACUGUCGUCCGAGUCAUCCGUUGCUAUCGCGCGAAGUCAUUACCGUUCCCUUCGUGUAUACCUCUUAGAGAGGAUUAUCGAGUUACGAAACACUAUAAAAGAGAGCAGCGGCAAAGUCGCCAUAAGCUUAGGUCCUAUGCCGAGUUGGUCGGAUGGUGUCUCUGUCGUUGAAGACGUUCUCGAAGAUAUCCGAACGGUAUUCGGCCUAGAAGGGAAGAAAGAGGCGCCAACUGAGGGCAUUGCUUACAGAACCAUGACAAUGUUCUGGCCAAUGGUUAUGGUACGCACUUCAUGUUUUUCAGGCCCCCAUAAUGGUAGCUGCGAGUGCUUGAAGGCAUUGCUUCAGAUCACCGAGGCGUAUAUGGAAAAUGGACAGAACGGCUGGGAAUUUCACGAAGCUAGGAAUCGGGCACAUGAAAAUGCAUGUAUUUUUGGUCAUGGACUCACGAGUCACGGUCGGAACAUGGGACAGAAAUCCUCCCAUAGUGAUGGCGAACUUACGAAUAAGAUACCAUUAAUGUUUCAAAAUGAGGGCAAGGAUGGGUAUGCAUUGGAAGCCUCGAGCUGUGAUGAUUGUAUUGAAGCGUGUUUCUGGGAGUCGUUGUUGGCAAUAAUCCACCGCGCAUGGGAUGAGAAUGGUCAUCACGCUCUACUACUGCUGUCUUCGGUUGGGCUUUCGGGCAAACAAUACGAGCGCCAAGUGGAUGGCAAGCUCGAGCAUUUGAGAGAAUCGAUCCGGCAAAGAAUAUCCGGAGGAUUCAUCAAGGUAGAUGUGGCUCGCCGGUUAACUGCAGCGAGGGAAGCAAACAAGCCGCACGAAAGCAGAGAAAGGGUCGAGUGA
Molecule: messenger RNA, 2145 nt
Organism: Colletotrichum lupini
Lineage: Eukaryota; Fungi; Ascomycota; Sordariomycetes; Glomerellales; Glomerellaceae
Exons: 8
Coding region: 1-2145 (714 amino acids)
Source: RefSeq, a predicted model, not a curated record